This is a messenger RNA of Dromiciops gliroides (monito del monte), 5074 nucleotides long. It is a transcript of the gene TADA2B, whose product is annotated as transcriptional adaptor 2B. The transcript has 2 exons. Gene Ontology annotation, cellular component: SAGA-type complex; nucleus. Gene Ontology annotation, molecular function: transcription coactivator activity; protein binding; zinc ion binding. The record is from RefSeq and is a predicted model, not a curated record. Lineage: Eukaryota; Metazoa; Chordata; Mammalia; Microbiotheria; Microbiotheriidae. Bases 23 to 1540 code for a protein of 505 amino acids. Gene Ontology annotation, biological process: regulation of transcription by RNA polymerase II; chromatin remodeling.
AUUGGUGCUGAGCGCCUGCGCGAUGCGGAGGAGGGAAGACGGCGGCCUGACGGGGUCGGAUGGCGCCUGCGUACUGAAGCGAGACAUUCGGCUGGCUGGCUCCGGCGGCUCCUGGGCCUUGGCGGUAGCAGCAGCGGUGGCGGCUCCGGCAGCCGCGGCGGGCGGCGGCGGCGGCGGCGGUGGCGGUUGUUCCUCGUACCCGCCCUCGUCCGCCGGGGGAAGUGGCGGCGUCUCGGUCGGCGGCGUCGGCGGGACGGUCGCGGGCGAGCGGGGGAAGAUGGCGGAGCUGGGGAAGAAGUACUGUGUGUACUGCCUGGCCGAGGUGAGCCCGCUGCGCUUCCGCUGCACCGAGUGCCAGGACAUCGAGCUGUGCCCCGAGUGCUUCUCCGCCGGAGCCGAGAUCGGCCACCACCGACGCUGGCACGGCUAUCAGCUGGUGGACGGCGGCCGCUUCACGCUGUGGGGGCCCGAGGCCGAGGGCGGCUGGACCAGCCGGGAGGAGCAGCUCCUGCUCGAUGCCAUCGAGCAGUUCGGCUUCGGCAACUGGGAAGACAUGGCUGCUCAUGUUGGGGCUUCUCGGACACCUCAAGAAGUAAUGGAACACUAUGUAAGCAUGUACAUCCAUGGAAACCUUGGAAAAGCCUGUAUCCCUGACACCAUCCCUAAUAGGGUGACAGAUCAUACAUGCCCCAGUGGAGGACCCUUGUCUCCCAGUCUGACAACACCUCUGCCUCCUUUAGAUAUAACUGUUGCUGAACAGCAGCAAUUAGGGUACAUGCCUCUUCGGGAUGACUAUGAGAUUGAAUAUGACCAAGAUGCUGAGACUUUGAUUAGUGGACUCUCAGUAAACUAUGAUGAUGAUGAUGUGGAAAUAGAGCUUAAGAGAGCCCAUGUGGACAUGUAUGUAAGAAAACUGAAGGAGAGACAAAGACGAAAGAAUAUUGCCAGAGACUAUAACUUAGUGCCUGCCUUUCUAGGGAAAGAUAAAAAAGAUAAGGAGAAGUCCAUGAAACGUAAAAUUACAAAAGAUGAGAAGGAAAUACGGGUAAAACUGAGACCUUUGUACCAGUUUAUGUCCUGUAAAGAAUUUGAUGACUUCUUUGAAAAUAUUCACAAAGAAAAAAUGCUCCGAACAAAAAUUCGAGAACUACAACGAUAUCGUCGAAAUGGAAUCACCAAAAUGGAAGAGUCGGCAGAAUAUGAAGCUGCCAGGCACAAACGGGAGAAAAGAAAAGAAAACAAGAACAUAGCCAACUCUAAAAGAGGAAAGGAAGAUGGGAAAGAUGGGGAGUUUGCUGCAAUUGAAAACCUCCCUGGCUUUGAGCUCUUGUCUGACAGGGAGAAGGUGCUUUGUAGUUCUUUAAAUCUGAGCCCAGCUCGAUAUCUGACUGUAAAAACAAUUAUCAUAAAAGACCACCUUCAGAAGCGACAGGGCAUACCAUCUAAGAGUCGCCUCCCUAGUUAUCUGGACAAAGUUCUCAAGAAAAGGAUUUUAAAUUUCCUCACAGAAAGUGGUUGGAUAUCUAGAGAUGCUUCCUGAAACAGGGACACUUCGAAUGCUGAAAUGAUAUCCAAAAGCUUGUCAGCCAAAAUGACUAGGGUUUGAAGGGAAGGGGGAAAGGGAGUUGUUAGUUUUUUCCAAUGUUGCUCUAUUUAAUAUGAUUGAGGAUUUCCUUUUUAAAGUGCAAACUCUCUUCGUGAUUCUCUGAAAGAAGCAAUUGUAGCAAUCUUCUAGUGGAUCAUGAGGGAAAAUAGAUUUUCACUUCUUAGGUAGUGUUAAAGGUAAAUACUUGGAAAUGAUCAUAUUGCCCUUGAGUAUUUUUUAGGCAGGAUUCUGAUUUUGGCAUAUUAUGAGAUUGGAUGAUUUCCCAGGUUCUCCUGACAUAUUUGCCUAUGGGGAAAAAAGAGAGACUAUGGAUAAAAGUAAUUUUUUUUUCUUUUGGCCCUGAUACUUUAGUUCUUAAAGGCAGGGAUUGUUUUCAGGAUGUGCUCUCGUGUUGCUCCUUCCAUUUUGGCUUCUCAGUGCUGCCGGCCAUCUGAAGUCCUUGCUCCAUGUUAGCACUGGCACAAAGCACUUUAAAAAAGGAGCAGUUUGGUAUAUGUUCACUGCCAGCAUCCUGAACUGAUGGGGUAUUAGAUAGGAAAUAGACUGCCUGAGAUGCGAGUGGCCCAGGGAUGGUGAGAUCAUAGAGCAGACAGGAAAGCAAAGCACACUAGUGCCUUGGAGACUAAGAAUUAGAUAGAAGGAAUAUAGUCAUUGACUGACUGUGGCAAACUGUGAAGUGUUUGUAGUUUAUCCUACAUCCCUAAGUUGUCUCUUAGGAGGUAUCUUUUCCUCCUUUGAACUGAGGUAUACAGAUCACAACUGAUUUGGAGAAGCAGGAAUUACUCUAGUAAACAGUGAUGCCUUCAGCCUCCUCCAUUGCUAUGGCCCCCAUCAGUACAUUUGGGGAUACCCCUGAAUGGUUAACCUGAAACAUAAAGUUGCAAAAGGAGUUCAGAUUAGACCCCAUAGCUUCCUUUUUUCUGCUACACCUCUAAAUUACCCUCCAUGAGAGUAUUUGCUUACUAUUUUGUUCCAAAUACUUACUGUCUCCUUGCAGCUAACUUGGGAGUGACUACCCUGAUCACAUUUCCAGUUCUUUUGCUUCUUUUAUUCCUCACGUACACAAUAUUUCACUGAAAAUAUGAUGGGAUCAGCCUGGCCAGAAGUAUUACACUGUAAUGUCAAUUUAUCAAGAUUCUAAGGGCUACAAAUUCUACAACUUUUACUUAUUAAAAAAAUCAUAAAAUUCUGAUCCAACAUGUUCAUAAAGCAGAUUCACAAAAGAUUUAACAGAGAGGAAGUUAAAUUGGGAUUGCUUUUUCAAAACUGUUGAAAUGGUUUAAUGUAAUAGACUCAUUAGAAGCUUCAUGGUAGUGGCCACACCGUUUAGUCUCUCAUUCCUUAUUCUUCAGUCAAAAUAAAAAAUAAAUGUCUUCUCUCUCCAACUACCCACUUGAGAAGUUUGGCUUUCUUGUGGACUUACUUUAGAAACUUGACUGUGGGCUAUCAAGUCUUUAGUUUUCUUUUCUUUAGUAUGCAGGACCCAUGUUUUAAAUCAUGGGAGUAAGUUUUGACUACUUCAUACUUGAAUGAAUCUGAUCCCUUCUUCACUGCCCAGUCCCCCCCUCCCCUUUCCAUAUAUACUGAAUUUUGUAGAAGGAAUAGAAGUGAGAUUGUUUAUGUACUGGUAUAUUAUUGGCUUGGGGUUUCAAGAGUAGAUUUGUUUGAAAGAAAAAAAAUCCUCAGCAUUUCUAAGGUAAGGUGAAUUAUCUAAUUAAGGUGCUUUAUCUUCUCCUUUUCAUGUAUAUUUCUUCUCUCUCCUCUCCUCCCCUGCAAAAAGUGAAUUUUCAACAUUAAAACAUUUUCAAAAUGUUAUUUAUGAUCUUAGUUGUGAAGUACAUUGUAUAUUGUUGGCAGAUAAGCUUUAAAUAUUAUUUAAGCUAAUGAUUUCUCCUUUGGCAAUAUAGAUGCUUUCUCUAAGCAAUAGUUAUGUAUUGGUGUGUAAAAGGAACAGCUCUGAGGACCACAUCCAUCAUUUGUCCUGCCGGCCAGAUGUGAAGAAGUACUGAAGCUGGUUGCUGUCCACUAUUGAGCACUGAAAAGGGGGAGAUGGUGCUAAGUUUUUACUAUUGUCUUAGCCAAUCUGGUGCCUUUAAUUCAUCCAUCCUGAGUUCUAACUGCAUCAGACACUGGCUUACUCAUGUGGCUUUAAAAUGAGUCCAAUUUUUAUAUUUAGGAUGACUACCAGACUUCUAGAAGUUUGAAAAGCAAUGGGUAUUCCGUGGGUAACCCAGGCAAGCAGCUGUCAAAUGAAAAACUUUAUGCUUCAGGUUUUUUCAUCUGUAUAUAUUUUUGAAAGCAUGAAGAAUUUAUAUAGGUUUGACUAUUGUUUUAAAACACCAUAAUGAAUGUAUAAUUAACAGUAUGUGAAAGUAUUAACACUUAGCUCAAAGGGAAGCUCUUUAGAUUGGUUGUUUCUUACCCCUUAACCCUCCCCAGCUGGUAGUGUCAUAUUUAUCCUUAACCUUGGCUGUUACUUCAGAUCCACUUAAACACAUAUGUUAAAUCAACUCAUGGUCAAAAUUACUUACCAGAAUGCCACUAAAGCUUGUUCUUCAAAACUGAAAGUUAUUUAUAAACACUUUAGUUACAUGAACCAAUAGUUUUACAGCUAAAGAAUGGUCUUGAAAUUUCCCCACAUAAUUUGCCAGUAUUUGGAAAGUACUAUUAAAUUUUUCUUUCCCCCUUUGGACAGUAUCUUCCCUAAGCUUUAAGCUUUUGAGUUUCGUUUUGUUUUUUUAAAUCACAUUCUUUUAUUAAAAACUUUUUUUCUGGAAACUGAAGCCAAGAUUACUACAUCACCUUAAAGGUGCUUCUUCCACACUCAGCUAUUAGACAUAGGCCCGUGUGAGAACUUGAAUGUAGGUGACAUUGUAGUCUAACCCUUGAUAAAAAAAUGAAGACAGGUUUUGUUUUUUUUUAAAUGUGAAAGAGCAUUUUUCAAGUUUAUCCCUUCCUCCUUUCUCUCCCCCAACCCCAGGCUUUCAGAUCUUCCAUUUUUCAGUUGCAUAUCCUUGGUUAGGCCUGAAGAAGGUACACACUCAAGUAAUUCAUGCACUGCUCCAAUCAAGAGGUAACAGUUCCAAACAGCAUUUCUUACACUUGUUUAAAUCUGAAAUGUUAGUGCCAAACUGAAACUUUUUCAGUCCUUCAGUAAAAUGUUUUCCGUUACUAGAAAACCUCUGGGUUGGGCUAGGUAUCUCUGUAGGUACAGUACAGAACUUCAGCCAGUGAAAGAACUGCUUCUCACUGAGCCAGUCGGCAGUAUUCCAAGAUGGCCAAUGAAGGCUUCACACAACAUAUUUGCGAUAAGGCUGUGUCAUGUUUUGAUUGUUAUUUUUCUGAAGUGUGCGAUGUUUUGGCAGUGUCCAUACUGUACAACUCAUCCAUGAUGAAAUUAUGCAAAAUCCAAAUAAUUGUUGUUGUGAAUAGAAAACAGUUGAAAAGGUCAUUGUUUAAUUUUUCAGU